This is a messenger RNA of Zerene cesonia (dogface butterfly), 3646 nucleotides long. It is a transcript of the gene Uba1, whose product is annotated as ubiquitin-like modifier-activating enzyme 1. The transcript is spliced from 9 exons. Gene Ontology annotation, molecular function: SUMO activating enzyme activity. The coding region runs from base 150 to 3284 and encodes 1044 amino acids. NCBI's taxonomy places the organism in Eukaryota, Metazoa, Arthropoda, Insecta, Lepidoptera, Pieridae. Gene Ontology annotation, biological process: protein sumoylation. The record is from RefSeq and is a predicted model, not a curated record. Gene Ontology annotation, cellular component: cytoplasm; SUMO activating enzyme complex.
AGCUAUCUUCAAGACAGUGAGUAAGCGGGCCUUCAACGAAACGAACGGUGAAGCGCGAAUGUCGACCACGAUCAUUUGAAGAUUAUUUCUAGAUUGUGCUGAAGAAACAAAAAGCAAAAUUCUGUCAAAAUUGUGCGCGUUCGUGCCCGAUGUCUAGUGCUGAAGUCGCCGAUAAUUCCGUUGACCCCCCGGCUAAAAAGCGGAAGCUAAACAUAGGAGAAGCGAGUUGCAAAUCAUCAGCAAUGGCGAACAAUGGAACGCGUGUAGAAGAUGAAAUCGACGAGAGUUUGUAUUCGAGACAGCUCUACGUCCUCGGUCACGAUGCCAUGCGUCGUAUGGCCCAUUCCGACGUCCUGAUUUCUGGAUUAGGGGGUUUGGGAGUUGAAGUUGCUAAAAAUGUGAUUUUGGGCGGCGUAAAAUCAGUUACCCUUCAUGAUGAUCGAACAUGCACAAUUGCUGACUUAUCAUCACAAUUUUAUUUGUCUGAAGCCACAAUUGGUCAAAAUAGAGCUGUAGCUUCGUGCGAGCAGCUUGCAGAAUUGAAUCAUUAUGUGCCGACAACGGCGUAUACCGGUCCUUUGACAGAGGAGUUUUUGCAGAAAUUUAGGGUUGUUGUGCUUACCGGUGCAUCUAGAGCUGAACAGGAUCGUGUAGCGGCUAUCACCCAUGCCAAUAAUAUAGCCCUGGUGAUUGCUGACUCCAGAGGAUUGUUUUCACAAGUUUUUUGUGAUUUUGGGCCAGAGUUUACUGUGUAUGAUGUCACAGGGGAGAACCCCGUGUCUGCUAUGGUGGCUGACAUUACUCAUGAAUACGAAGCGGUUGUGACUUGCUUAGACGACACUCGCCAUGGUCUCGAAGAUGGAGACUAUGUUACUUUCAGUGAGGUACAAGGAAUGACGGAACUAAAUGGCUGUGAACCACGGAAAAUCAAAGUGCUUGGCCCAUACACCUUCAGUAUCGGAGACACAACCAACUUCUCAAAAUACUUUAGAGGUGGCAUUGUAACCCAAGUGAAGAUGCCAAAGAAACUCAACUUCAAACCACUCAGUGAAUCUUUAAAAGAACCAGAGUUCCUGAUCACCGAUUUCGGCAAGAUGGACUAUCCACAACAAUUGCACCUGGCUUUUGCAGCAUUGCACAAGUUUGAAGCAUCUGAGGGUAGGUUGCCCAAGCCCUGGAGUAAUGAUGAUGCUGCUAAAUUCGUGGAAUACGUUAAGAAUUUACUGAAAUCGGAAGAGAUGUUCAAGGAGGGUGAUGUUGAAUUGAACAAUGAGCUGCUAGAAAUUUUUGCUAAAGUAUCAUCCGGCGAUCUUAACCCAAUGAAUGCAGCCAUCGGAGGUGUAGUUGCCCAAGAAGUCAUGAAGGCAUGUUCUGGAAAGUUCCAUCCCAUUGUCCAAUGGCUGUACCUCGACGCUAUUGAAUGUCUGCCCAAAGACAAGACCCUGUUGACUGAAGAGAACUGCAAGCCAACUGGCUCUAGAUAUGAUGGUCAAGUGGCCGUGUUUGGCAAGGACUUCCAGAAGAGGAUUGGCGAACUUAAAUACUUUAUUGUUGGCGCUGGCGCCAUCGGCUGUGAGUUGCUUAAGAACUUCGCCAUGAUCGGAGUGGGGGCCGGCGGGGGGCAGGUCACCCUCACGGAUAUGGAUCUCAUCGAGAAGUCAAACCUCAACCGACAGUUCCUCUUCAGACCUCAUGAUGUACAGAAACCCAAGUCCAGCACUGCUGCUAAGGCUGUGAAACGUAUGAAUCCAUCGAUGAACGUACUGGCGCAGGAGAACCGCGUGUGCCCCGAGACCGAGUCGGUGUACGACGACGCGUUCUUCGAAGCGCUGGACGGCGUCGCCAACGCCCUGGACAACGUGGACGCGAGGAUCUACAUGGACAGGCGGUGUGUGUACUACAGGAAACCGCUGCUGGAGAGCGGCACGCUCGGCACCAAGGGCAAUACUCAGGUGGUGGUGCCGUUCCUCACCGAGUCGUACAGCUCGUCGCAGGACCCGCCCGAGAAGAGCAUCCCGAUCUGCACGCUGAAGAACUUCCCGAACGCGAUCGAGCACACGCUGCAGUGGGCGCGCGACGAGUUCGAGGGGCUGUUCCGGCAGGCGGCCGAGCACGCGGCGCAGUACCUGCUCGACGCGCACUUCCUCGAGCGCAGCAUGCGCCUGCCCGGCAGCCAGCCGCUCGACGCGCUCGAGAGCGUCAGGAACGCAAUCAACGAGCGGCCGCUAAGCUUCGACGACUGCGUGACGUGGGCGCGCGUGCACUGGGAGGCGCAGUACUCCAACCAGAUCAAACAGUUGCUGUACAACUUCCCCCCGGAUCAGGUGACAACAAGCGGAGCCCCAUUCUGGUCGGGCCCCAAGCGUUGCCCCGCGCCGCUGACUUUCGACCCCAACGACGAACUGCAUCUCGACUAUAUUGUGGCGGCGGCCAAUCUGAGGGCCCAGGUCUAUGGGAUACCGCCCUGUGUGGAUAGAGAGCAUAUCGCGAAAGUUGCGGAUUCCGUUCAGGUACCAGAAUUCAAACCUAGAUCCGGUGUCAAAAUUGCGGUAACCGACGCGCAGCUGCAACAGAAUAACGACGAAAUGGACCAAGACAGAGUCAAGAACAUUGUAUCGGACCUGCCCCCACCCAGCAAGCUCGGGAACCUCAAGAUUACCCCACUGGACUUUGAGAAAGAUGAUGAUACCAACUUCCACAUGGACUUCAUUGUAGCCGCCUCUAAUUUACGUGCCGCCAACUACAGUAUACCUCCAGCUGAUAGACAUCGCUCCAAGCUCAUCGCAGGCAAGAUUAUCCCUGCCAUAGCCACCACAACCUCGGUAGUGGCAGGACUCGUCUGCCUCGAGCUAUACAAGCUGGCGCAAGGCUUCAAUACCCUAGAUGUGUUCAAAAACGGCUUCGUUAACCUCGCAUUACCGUUCUUUGGCUUCUCCGAGCCAAUAGCAGCACCAACCAACACGUAUUACGAUAAGAAAUGGACUCUCUGGGACCGUUUCGAGGUGAAAGGUGAAGUGACCCUGCAGGAGUUCAUAGACUACUUCAAGAACGAGCACAAGCUGGAGAUCACGAUGCUGUCGCAGGGUGUGUGCAUGCUCUACUCGUUCUUCAUGCCGAAGAACAAACGUCAGGAGCGGUUGAACCUGCCCAUGUCCGAAGUGGUGACCAAGGUGUCCAAGAAGAAGCUGGAGCCGCACGUGAAGGCGUUAGUGUUCGAACUGUGUUGCAACGACGAGGACGACAACGACAUUGAAGUGCCCUACGUGAAAUAUACUCUGCCUUAAACUAGUGAUAAAUGAUGAUCAGAUUCGGUGACCGGCCGGGGCAUUUCGUCGCAUUCACACAAUGCCGCGAUGUUUACGAAUUUUUUCACACACAGAGGGUAUUUUUAACGGCGAUUAGGUUAUAGAUUUUUAUUCGAGUGCCUCGGGCGAUGUACAGUGAUAUUCGUGAUUGGACAAAUUUGUUUUCGAGUGCUUGAGACACGCUUUCAUCGUCUAUUAUAACUUUAUAUUUAUCGUAGUUACGUUGCUCACUGUCACUUUGUGCCGUUCAUUUUGUGGUUAUUUUAACAACCGUAUUGGAAUUUCAAAUUAAAUCAGAUGGGUCUGUAUAUGAAGGAUAAAUAAAAUUAAAUUUGAGCAAA